AUGUCAAUAGCAGCGUCAACAUCCACAUCAUUUGAGGAUAACAACGAUGACUUGUUGAGGCUUCUCACUGGUUCCUGGGACACGCCACUCAAAGACACCAUAGAAACAAGCAAAUGGACACGCGACUAUCUCACCAAGCUUACAUCAUUACCACUGGACAGUCUUUUGCACGAACCAACUGAACUUCGAGAGGAACAGGCAAAGGCAAAACGAGAUGCACAGCAGCUUGCGUUUCGAGAUUACCCAUGCUUUCUGCAUGCCCAGACGUGCCGACAUCAAGUAGAGGAGACCCUGGACGGCCUCGACGUUCAUCUUGGCGAGUUCUUGUCUUCAGUGCCUGAGCUACAAGAAGCUUGCGAAAUAUUCAGCCAACAAGCAAAAGAGAUCAAAGAGGAAAGAGGAAAAAUAACCCGUGUUUUGGAGCACCAAAACGUCCUGACAGACUUAUUAGAGAUACCUCAGUUGAUGGAAACGUGUGUUUGGAAUGGAUACUACUCGGAAGCAAUGGAUUUAGCCUCCCACGUUCGACUGCUGCAAGUGAGAUAUCCUCUACCCACAGUAAAAAGCAUUCAUCAGCAAGUACAGUCUUCUUCUGAUCUCAUGUUGGUUCAACUCAUCUCACAUUUGCGAAAACCAAUUCGUCUGGCAGCAGCAAUGAACGUAGUGGGGUUCUUGCGUCGUAUGGAUGUGUUUGAUUCUGAAACAGAGCUACGGAUGGUAUUCUUGAGAUGCAGACAUGAUUUCUUGCAGCAGCGAUUGGCAAGAAUCAAGAGAGACGUGUCUGAGGAAUCAAGGCAGCGAAGUUCAGAUGCAUUUGAAUAUCUGAAAAAGUUCAUUGAUGUUAUGCGUGAACAGAUGUUCGAAAUUGGAACACAGUAUAUCUCUAUCUUUUCAAAUGAGCAAGGCACACUACUAUCUGACUAUAUGGUGCAUGUGAUAGGGCUCAUCAAGGCGGCGCUGGAUACAUAUCUACCGAUGAUUGAGGACACAUCUGCACUGACGUCCUUGUUGACACAACUCCAGUACUGUGGCAUGUCACUCGGUCGUAUUGGUUUAGAUUUCAGACACAUAUUUGUACACUCGUUUGAGGAGGCAGUUCAGCCAAUGAUUUUACGAUGGAUUGACAGUGCAACAGAAGACCUCGUUCAGAAAAUCACAAAGGCAUCACACGAAAGCACAGCCCCAAGCGCAUGGAUGUCUUCCAAAGCCACUUCACAAAGCAGCAGCAGUAACGAAAACAGAGACGAAGCAAAGCGCCACGCAUUUCAGCCUCCCAUGCUGUUGGUCAGCUAUCCAUCACUUGCUAUAUUCACCAACGGCGUUUUAUCCGCUUUUAAUGCACUUCGUCUUUUGCCAGCUAUCAGUCUGUAUAUACCAGUACAAAAUCAUUUGGAGGCAUGCUUUUUGGAGAUUGGUACCUCGCUAAGACAGUAUUGCGAUCAAGCUGCAUCUUACACACCUGAUGAAGUCACCUACCUGCAAUCGUAUGCGGCCGCGUAUGUGCGCUGUUGCUUGCCGUAUCUUAAAUCAUGUUUAGUGGAUGGAAUUUAUGGAAAUCUUCUAAUGCCUAGCGCAGCUGACGAAGAUAUGGAAACUCUGCUGGUUACUUAUUUACCUGUCAUGAAGAAGAAGGAGAAUGAGGAGGAGGAGCAGGAAAUCGUGAAUGAUACUGCUGCCGAAAAAAGCGUCGAAGGAUCAACAGAGGUAGAAGGCGACAGUGUUGAAAAUAAUGUUGACACAACCGAGGAACCAAGGAACGAGACAAAUUUGACUAUACCAGCAGCAGAGACUGUCGAUGCGGAAGAUAUUGAUGUGAGCAACAAUGAAUCUAGCAAUACAAGCAAUCAAAUAGAGCAACCUUCAGCUGCAAAUGACCGGGAGUCACCAGUAGUAAACGACAAAUUUAAAACUGAAGAUAUCUCGAUUGAAAAGGCCCAAAUUUCACCAGAAAAUAGCAAUAAGAUUGAAUCGUUGAAACAGAAAACUGACAACCCGGACGGUGGAGCCGCCAUUAGCCAUGGGCCUGAAGCUGAUGUGGAUAACGAAUCCACUGCAAUCAAACACAGCGUUACUAUUGACAACAAUAAUGAUCCGUCACAUGACACACCAGACGAGAAAGAGGAUUCAUUGAUAGAAACCAAAGAUACACCAGUGGAAACAGACUCCAAUGCUGCAGAAACAAAAAUUAUGCCUGAGGAUGACAAGGCCACCACUCAAAAGAACGACGAAGCACAGGAAGAGCAACCAAUUUUGACUCAGAAGGAAGAAAAGACCGAGGAAAUUGCAACAAACAACGACGCUGUAACUCACGAGAAUGGCCAGAUCGGGGCCGAAGCAUUACCCAAGGAUGAUAAAGCAAUUAUUGAAACUUCAAAAGAAGAGGACGAGCCACCAAAAGAAGAAGCAUCCAACACAAGCGAGAAAAAUAAAAAGCCCAAUACCCAAAAAGCCAAACAUAACAAUAACAACUCUAAAAAGAAGAAGAAAUCAAGGAGAUAG
Mucor velutinosus is the source of this 2499-nucleotide messenger RNA. RefSeq lists its product as uncharacterized. The record is from RefSeq and is a predicted model, not a curated record. Gene Ontology annotation, biological process: intra-Golgi vesicle-mediated transport. Gene Ontology annotation, cellular component: COG complex. Bases 1 to 2499 code for a protein of 832 amino acids. NCBI's taxonomy places the organism in Eukaryota, Fungi, Mucoromycota, Mucoromycetes, Mucorales, Mucoraceae. The transcript has a single exon.